UGUAUGGGUGUAGAGGGAUGAAGAAUGUGUAUACACCAGGCAGGAACAUCAGGAAAAGGGUACCAGCCUUGUUGAGUUAGCACUUUGGGGCUCUCUCAUCUUGAUGUGCACUUCCUUAGCCCUGUUCUAAAAUGCAGAUCAGCUUAUGACUGUGUUGAGUUAGCUUACAGCCCCCUUACCUCUGUCCUCCUCUAACAGACCUUGGAGCUGACUUUCCUGCCAUUGAGGGAUAGACGAUAGCAGGUGUAGUGGUGCACAUAAGAGUCAGGCUCAGCCUGGUCUACCAAGGACAGCCAGAGCUCGGCAGAGAAACCCUGACUCAAAAACAAAAGUGGGAGAGAUUAGGAGACAGGAAACUGCCUUGAGAAUGGACACACAAUGAAGUAUCUCCUGAGGGGAUGGUUGAGAAACUUAGUAGUCCCUGGGCAUCCAGUAGGUCCCUAUCUUCUACAUGGGAAGGCUGCAGAGUAUACAGUGGCAUGAUAUAUUUCCUUCCGGGAAAUACAUUUGAACGACUUCGAGCAUAACACAGGAUUUAUUUAACCAGCACUGUGACAGGACCCCUCUAGAGUCCUUCCUGUCUCUGUUCUCCAGGGUUGGUUGUGGGGGCACCCCUCUGUGGAACCUUAUAUUGUCCCUUCUGAUUGGCUGGGCAUGAGACAAUGGGAGCUCCACUUGGGGGGAGGGAGCUCACUUUUGCCAACCCAUAAGGGAGGUGGUGGCCAGGUUUCUAGGUGCUGGGGAGGGACUGGAGGGUGGAGGGACCCUUGGUUCCUGAUGGGCACCUUAUCAGCAAGUGCCAGACAGGAACAGGCCUUGCGUGAGCCUUGUUAUCAGCCCGAGAGUCCACAGGACACUUGGGUUAAUGUGUAACCGCAGGGCUUCCCCUCUGCCCUCUGAAGCCACUGGUUCCUAAAGAGAAGUCACUCAACAUGGAAGCUAGAAAAGAGGGACUGUCCCUGGAGACACUCUUUUCAGACCAAGUGAGAAUCUGUAUGGUGGGGAUGGGGUCAGGUCUGGGAACAUGGGCAGCCCUGGGGCCUGUGAUUAUCUAUGCUUGGUGAGUUGGUGGGGAUCCCCUGUCUUUCCAGGAGGCUGGGUUUUAAGGUAUCAUGGUUUUGUCCUGCAAGAGACAUGAAUGUAAAGGUUAUCAAGGUGGCUAAAGAUUCUAGUCCUGAAAGUUCAGCCUGGACAUACUUAGGACCUGGCUUGAAGGUGGUGUGGGGACAGGUGUUUAAAUAGGUUCUCACUGUGUAUCCUAGACCAGUUUUGAAUUCAACAGCCUCCUGUUUCUACCUCCUAAGUACUGGAAUUAGACAUUUCCUACCAUGCCUUGCUGUGACCCCUACCCCUGGAUUGGGCUGAGUGUUGGUAGGCUGAGCAGCUUCCCUCUCCUGAAGCACCCACAGGUCCGCAGGUGGCUGGCCCCCUUCAUCGUUGCCUGCUCCCUCUACUUCCUCCUCUGGAUUCCUGAGGACCAGCCAUCUUGGGUCAGUGCCCUGGUCAAGUGCCAGCCCAUUCUCUGCCUGGUUUUGUUCCUGUGGGCUGUGGCUCCUGGUGGGAGCUACACAUGGCUCCUGCAGGGAGCUCUUACAUGUUCUGCUGUUGGAGAUGCCUGCCUCAUCUGGCCUGAAACUUUCUUUUAUGGCAUGGCAGUCUUCUCUGUUGCCCACUUACUCUACCUCUGGGCUUUUGGCCUGUCUCCACUGCAGCCUGGAUUGCUGCUGUGCACCACCUUGGCCUCUCUGACAUACUACGGCUUCCUCCUGCUACACCUUGAGCCGAACAUGGUUUUGCCAGUGGCAGCCUAUGGGCUGAUCUUGAACACCAUGCUGUGGCGUGGCCUUGUCUUGGGUAGGAGUGCUGGCUGGGGUGCCGUGCUCUUUAUGUUCUCAGAUGGUGUGCUGGCCUGGGACACUUUUGUCUACACUUUACCUUUUGCCCGCCUAGUGACCAUGAGCACCUACUAUGCAGCCCAGCUCCUCCUCACCCUGUCAGCCCUCAGGAACCCAGGGCUCAAAACCCACUAAUGCAGGACCCAGACAGCCUGGUAUUCCCUCCCAUAAGAACCUUGGCUUUCCACACUGGCCCAGCCUGGCAAGUGAAUGCUUCCGAUCAUAUGUGAACAGAUAUGUGGCCGACCCUCUUAAACAUCUGCCUGCAUACUGUUGUCAGGAUUUCAAAUCUACCACUGAUUUCGAGCUGCCUUCCCUGGCUUCUGACUUUGGAUUCCAGGACGCCCAACCCAAGCCAUAUUCUGUUUUCCCCUCCCCAUGCCCACUUCCUUUUCCCAGUCAGUUUUUCCUAUCCACCUGCCCCUUCACACUGCUCCCAGGUCUGGUUCUGGCUGUCUAAGUAAAACCAAUGUUGGAA
Rattus rattus (black rat) is the source of this 2373-nucleotide messenger RNA. RefSeq names its product transmembrane protein 86B (gene Tmem86b). The coding region runs from base 1329 to 2030 and encodes 233 amino acids. The transcript has 2 exons. Gene Ontology annotation, cellular component: membrane. NCBI's taxonomy places the organism in Eukaryota, Metazoa, Chordata, Mammalia, Rodentia, Muridae. The record is from RefSeq and is a predicted model, not a curated record.